This is a messenger RNA of Anas platyrhynchos (mallard), 1361 nucleotides long. RefSeq names its product DNA damage regulated autophagy modulator 2 (gene DRAM2). Gene Ontology annotation, cellular component: lysosome. Gene Ontology annotation, biological process: regulation of autophagy; photoreceptor cell maintenance. The record is from RefSeq and is a predicted model, not a curated record. NCBI's taxonomy places the organism in Eukaryota, Metazoa, Chordata, Aves, Anseriformes, Anatidae.
GGGCCCUGCGGGGGGGCGGGGCUCGGGGCGGCACCGCCGCGGGGCCGGCGCGGGAGCGGCCGAGCACUCCCGGACUUCAGCGGCUGCCCCCCGGCAGCCCCAGCCCGCUUCAUCCCGGGCCCGAGUGCCCGAGGUCAGCCGGAGGGACGAGCUGCCACCGGGACGUCACGGCUCCAAAACCGGCAUCGACACCGGCAUCGGCAUGGAUUAAGGAAAAAAAUGAAGCAAACAGAGAACUUCAGGAAGAUGACUUUGGAUUACUCUUGAGGUGACAUUUCUUUUGACGUCCUCAUUCACAGUGUUCAGAGGUUAGAAGUCAGCUCUGCAAUGUGGUGGUUCCAGCAAGGACUCUCUUUCUUGCCUGCGUCUUUGGUUGUUUGGUCAGCUGCAUCUUUUGUGUUUUCAUACAUCACCGCUAUCGUCCUACACCACGUUGACCCUUUGGUGCCCUACAUCAGUGAUACAGGGACAAUACCUCCAGAAAGAUGCUUGUUUGGGAUCAUGUUAAAUAUUUCAGCUUUCUUGGGUGUGGCUACCAUGUAUGUCCGUUAUAAGCAAGUUUGUGCUUUGAAUCCAGAAAAAUCCAAGAUCAUCAAGCUUAAUAAGAUCGGCCUGACUCUAGGACUGAUAAGCUGUUUUGGACUUUGUAUUAUUGCAAAUUUCCAGAAAUCUGUUCUGUACUACGUACACGUGGUUGGAGCCUGCCUGACGUUCGGAGUUGGAGCCAUUUACAUGCUGGUUCAGACCGUCCUAUCCUACCUGAUGCAGCCAGAAAUUCACAGCAAAGACGUCUUUUGGAUCCGUCUGACCGUGUUACUCUGGUGCAGCUCAAGCAUUGCAAGCAUGUUUGUUUCCUCACUUGUCUUGUAUAGUGGCCUGUAUGGCACAAAUCUAGUGCAAAAGUUGCACUGGGACCCAGAGGAAAAAGGCUACACAGCUCACAUCAUCAGUACCGUCUCAGAGUGGUCACUAGCAUUCUCCUUCCUCAGCUUUUUCCUCACCUAUAUUCGUGACUUUCAGAAAAUUUCCCUGCGUGCAGUUGUUAGCUUGCAUGGACGAACCCUCUAUAACACACCACAGAGCUUUGUGGCUGAUGAACAGACACUGCUGACAGCAGGGAGCAUCUAAUGAAGGUGAAGAGAACAUGUUCUCAGCAUAACUCAGGAAUUUAAUAGCAAUAACAGUUCGCACUUAUUUUAUAUUAAAAAAAAAAAAAAUGAAGUGAUUGUAUUCUACUUGACAUGAAGGGCUUUGCUAUUAACCCACACAGCAAUGCAAAUGUUAUCAGUAUUGUAAACGAGCCUGUAACAUUUCUACACAUGCCAAUGUCAUGAAAGAAUUAAAUGAAGGUUAUUAAAAGA